UUGAAGACGAUAAAACUAACUACAGGUGUGUGGUACUGGAAAGGUGAUACAAACACAAAAAAUUUUGCAAAAAAAAAAAGAAUGAUCUCCAGUCCCACAGCAAAGGAAAACUUGAAGGCAGGAAAAAAUAUUCACUUUCAGGAAAUGCGUGUCGAGACAUUAAAGAGCAUCUUCCAAGAUGACUGCAGUGCAAUGCUCCCUGAAAGAAGGCUGGCUGACAAAGAAGGAAAAUUGCAUAGGCUGUCCAAGUGGGUACAGCAUGAAUAUGAGGUGUUGGAUGAUGUCAAAUGUGCUGCUUUGCUUUUGAAAGAAGCAAAUGAGUCACAGUUAUCAUUUGCAGCAGUUAUGAGGAAUGAGAAACUAGAUGAGUUCCUCAUGGCCUUGCUCUUCUACCUAUCUUUUUACCUGGAAAAAAUUGCCAUGGAAAAGAAAUGCAGGUCCUUAAUUUCCAAGACUAUGAUAUUUUUAGAGAAGAAAGACAUGGAUGAUGUGCUGGCGAAGUUAGGGUGGCCAGGGUUCACCUUGCCAGAGUGUACCUGUAACUGUGUCCUCAGGAGAAAAACAAUGUUGCAGAAAGAUCAGAACUUCUUUGAGGGCCUCUACAACUUCUGCAGCUAUAUGGCUUGUCUUGUGUUCAAACAGAGGCACUUCCAAGUGAUUCAGGAAGAAAUUGGCAGGCUUCUUUGCUCUGACGUGUUCAAUCCUGCCUUAAGAGACAGGAACAAUGCUGACUUGCAGAAACCAGGAGAGUGGACUGCUAAUACAAAUACAGUGUGUUUGCCAUCACCAAGAAAAGUCCAUGCCAAGCAUCCUUCCAUAAACAGCAUGGUUCACCAGCGCUCACCAGUGCUCAGCACACUGCUGCCCUCACUGAAGGACAGUGCUCAGUACCUCUUUAAAUCUCUUAUAAGCAUGCCUGCUGGGACGAUGGAGGAAGAGGAGGAAGAGGAAGAACAAGAAGAAAGAAUUAAGGAAUGGUUUCUCCAUCUGGAGAAAUGCUUUGUAGUCAGAGCACUGUGCUCCCAAGAGCAAUGA
Molecule: messenger RNA, 1035 nt
Organism: Falco peregrinus (peregrine falcon)
Lineage: Eukaryota; Metazoa; Chordata; Aves; Falconiformes; Falconidae
Gene: PPP1R36
Product: protein phosphatase 1 regulatory subunit 36
Biological process (GO): negative regulation of phosphatase activity
Molecular function (GO): phosphatase binding
Source: RefSeq, a predicted model, not a curated record